AUGGCUGUGCGUACGAUGAUGCAACUUGGAUGCAAACAAAUCCGUUUGUACAGCUUUGUACGAUUAUUUACAAAGAGCGCAAGGGUUGGCCAAGGAACAUGGGAUGGACAGAUGCCCCCAGAGGGGGCUGAAAGGAGGAAGUUACCCCUGGGUAUGAACAUUGAAAAUAUCGGAAAAAAUAAAUUGCUUUACUUAAUGAAGAACAUACAACUGCUGAACCUAACGGAGAAGGAAAUCCUGAACACUAUCUCAACACUGUUGAUGAAUCACAUGAACGAAAUGACUACAUGCGAGAUGAGUUUUAUGGUACACACGUUCUGUAAGCUAAAGUUCAUUAAGUAUUCUUUGCUUACAAAAAUUGUGCAGUCUAUUAUGAGUAGGAAACCCGUGUUCAAGGACAUGAGAACGCUGACCCAGUUACUUAUAGACCUACACAAAAUGGGCUCCCUAGAUUUUAACAUCAUAACAUUCUUCACACAACAUUAUAUUAGAGGUUCUGUCCGCAUGUUUUCUCUUUUCGACCUAUCCAUAAUUUUGUAUGUCUAUAACAAGCAUAGUUACAACGAUGGGGCAACGGUUCGGGAGAUUUGCAGCGUCAUCCGGGAUUUUUUCAUGCCGAUAGUGAGUCAGGAGAAGGGAGUUCUAAGCACCAUCCUCCUCAGCCUCUCCAUGCUACAGCUUAACCGGGAUCUCUACAUCAACCUGCUACAUCAGCAUGUCCACAAAAAAUACAACCAGUUUGAAGCCAAGUAUCUGUGUAAUAUUGUUUAUUCCGUGGCUCUGUGGCUAGCUGGAGAUUGUGAAAAGGUCGAUUUGUUAAAAGGGGAAUCAAACCACCUGCCACGUGAUACCUCGACUGAUAUCCUACAGGAGGUGUUGAGAGAUGUCACAGCAAUCCUCCUGCAGAAUGUGAACGUGCUGAAGAACGAAGAGCUCAAGCAGGUCCACAUAGUGCUCUACCUCCUAAGGGAACUCGGGGGAGACUACCAACAAGCCAUCAACAUGAUCGAAAAAAAAAAAAUAAAAAAUACAUUAACAGUGUCCAAGAUGCAGAAACAGCUAGAAAAGCUUCUGAAAGAAAUGGGUCUUAAGGCGGAGCGCGAAUUCCCCAUGGGUCCCUAUGUCCUGGACUUCGCUCUGCAGAAGAAGCGGACCUGCAUCGAAGUUAAUGGGUUCACGCACUACUACACCUUCGGAGGGGAACUGAACGCGAAAAGUAGGUUGAAGUACUACAUCCUCCGUAGGCUCAACUGGAAGGUACUCACAGUGGAGUACACAAGCUGGAAGAACAAGUCCAAGGAGGAUAAGAUAAAAUAUCUGGAGGAGAAUGUCCUAAGAAGGAUAGGUUGA
This is a messenger RNA of Plasmodium knowlesi strain H, 1350 nucleotides long. RefSeq names its product RAP protein, putative. Lineage: Eukaryota; Apicomplexa; Aconoidasida; Haemosporida; Plasmodiidae. The coding region runs from base 1 to 1350 and encodes 449 amino acids. The transcript is spliced from 6 exons. The record is from RefSeq and is a predicted model, not a curated record.